UGAAAGCAAGUAUGAGAGUCUGCUCGGGGGAGGUGAUAGCAUCCCAAAGUCUUCUAGGAUUUUAGCUUCAACCAGAAGAUUGUCUUUCAAACAUAAGCAAGACCAGGAAGUCACAUUAAAGGGCCGAACAAGAUCAUGGGCAAAACAGCUGUGUGAACCAAGUUUAAAAAAAAAAAACAUAAUAAAUAAUACGAAGCCAAGGAAUGCUGUAGAAAUGGCGAGAAAAGACAGAGACGCAUAGGAGGGAUAAGACGGGAGGAGGGAGUCGGGGAGGGAGCGGAGAGAGGAGAAAGCUGAGCGCGGACGUCAGGAACAAAAGCUCCAGCGGAGUCUGGAGGAGGCACUAAGGGAGCAUGGGGUGUUUUGAAUAAUUAUUAAAAUUAGCAUGUGUCUGCGCCAUCCUGUGGGUGUGGCGCACAGCGGAGUGUAAACUCUAGCCGGGCUGGGAGCAAACACUGGAUUAGCGGCAGCAGCCUGCCAGCCUGCCAGCCUACCCGAGGAGUGUGAGGACCAGCGCGCGGCACACCGACCGCACGAUGGCCUCGUCUCAAGGGAAGAACGAGCUGAAAUUCGCCGACUGGAUGGCAACUCUGCCGGAGAGCAUCCACAGCAUACCCCUCACCAAUUUAGCCAUCCCAGGAUCUCAUGAUUCCUUCAGCUUCUACAUUGAUGAAGCCUCUCCAGUGGGGCCUGAGCAGCCAGAAACUGUCCAGAAUUUUGUCUCUGUGUUUGGAACUGUGGCCAAAAAGCUGAUGCGAAAAUGGCUAGCCACUCAAACCAUGAACUUUACUGGUCAGCUAGGAGCGGGAAUCCGUUACUUUGAUCUUCGAAUUUCGACCAAGCCCAGAGACCCGGACAAUGAACUCUACUUUGCUCACGGUUUGUUCAGUGCCAAAGUCAAUGAAGGUCUUGAGGAGAUCAAUGCAUUCCUCACAGAUCACCAUAAGGAGGUAGUAUUCUUGGACUUCAACCACUUUUAUGGGAUGCAGAAAUAUCACCAUGAAAAACUGGUCCAAAUGCUGAAAGACAUCUAUGGAAAUAAAAUGUGCCCAGCGAUCUUUGCACAGGAAGUGAGUCUGAAGUACCUGUGGGAGAAGGAUUACCAAGUGCUGGUCUUCUACCACAGUCCAGUGGCUCUGGAAAUGCCCUUUCUCUGGCCUGGGCAGAUGAUGCCAGCACCCUGGGCCAACACCACAGACCCGGAAAAAUUGAUCCAGUUUCUUCAGGCAUCCAUCACUGAGAGAAGGAAGAAAGGAUCGUUUUUCAUAUCUCAGGUGGUGCUGACUCCCAAAGCAAGCACCGUGGUCAAAGGGGUGGCCAGUGGUCUCAGAGAAACUAUCACAGAAAGAGCUCUUCCUGCCAUGAUGCAGUGGGUCCGCACGCAGAAGCCAGGAGAGAGUGGCAUCAAUAUUGUCACUGCCGACUUUGUAGAACUUGGUGAUUUCAUCAGCACUGUCAUAAAGCUCAACUAUGUCUUUGAAGAAGGGGAAGCCAACACUUGAUGGUACUGUUUGGAGUAUCAGUGAAUAAGAAGGAGAAGAUUCACUGUAUUAGAUGUAUUGUCUAUAAACACUCUGAUCUUCCUAUUCCACUGAGUUUCUGAAGGGAUAAGGGCUGAAAGUGGGUGGGAAAGGGGGAAACCAUUUCUUCAGUGAUUAUUAUCGUACUCUUCAUUACUAUAAAUAUUUCAUUUCCCAUUUGAUAAGCAAAACCUACUUCUAGUGUUAGGGAUUAAAAAAAGACUAGUAAAUUUUGUUUUUCAGAAUUAGUCUUUGUAACUUAUGGGUGUUUACUUGAUUGUGUUUCUGAUUUCAACUUAGGGCUCCUACACUUUCCUCCAAAUGAAACUUUCUGCUCCCUCUCUCGCUCGCUCUUUUUAAUCUGAUGCUGUAUGGGACUUAAAAGUAAUUGAAUGCCCAGCAUAAUGUGUAUUACAUUGUUGUACUAAAAUUUACUUGUUUUGUAGGAUUUGGUAUAAUAUUCUGUAGCCUGCAAUCUUGCUAACUUUUGGUCAUAGAUAAUAUGCAUCAAAUUGAUUUCCCUGCAUCAGUAAUACUGGAGGCCAUAAUCAGUAAAUUUUGUGUCAUCUAAAAACAAUAGUGUUUCACAGUAUUUCUACUGAAGGCAGCUAUAAAUACGAAUAAAAAACUUCUGUGGAAGAACAAUUAGUGCCAACUCCAUAUUGAAAAAUGGAGGUGGUGAGGAGAUGGAUGUCACUUUAAUUCAGAAAUCUCUUAAAUAUUGUCUUGAAAAUGCCCAGUAAAUGAAAAAUUAUGUGUUAAAGUCAGAAAACUCUGCUGGACUUGGAGAUGAUCAUACUGAGUAAAAUAAGAAAGAAAAGGACAAAUAGCACUUGAUAUCUCUUAAAUGUGGAAUAAAAAAAGAUACAAAUGAACU
This is a messenger RNA of Bubalus bubalis (water buffalo), 2397 nucleotides long. RefSeq names its product phosphatidylinositol specific phospholipase C X domain containing 3 (gene PLCXD3). The coding region runs from base 537 to 1502 and encodes 321 amino acids. Gene Ontology annotation, molecular function: phosphoric diester hydrolase activity. The record is from RefSeq and is a predicted model, not a curated record. Gene Ontology annotation, cellular component: synapse. The transcript has 3 exons. Lineage: Eukaryota; Metazoa; Chordata; Mammalia; Artiodactyla; Bovidae. Gene Ontology annotation, biological process: lipid metabolic process.